AAGAGAAAAAUACAACCACCUCGUUAGCCAGGAGUUCCGGGUACGGCUUUCUCAUUUCUUCUUCUUCUGUGCCAAGAUUGUCAUCUUCUUCUCCGCUCGGCAAUCAAAGAGAUCGACUCCCGCGAGCUCAACCUCAGCCCCGAGCUGAAAAUAUUGCUUGAAGUUCUAGGCGUCGAGAUUUUGCGGAACUGGUCGAUUUUCGGUUCUCCCCGUGCUGGAUCUGGAGGUGUACUAGGGCAAUGCACUUCGCUUUUUUCUGAUAACAUUGUUACUCUUAUAAAAAGGGUCCUAAGUCUAACACUAUUCUGUUUGGGAUCAACCCUUUGCCUGGAUGAAUUGAGUUGUACUUCGUUUCUACGGAAUCUGGUGAGGUGCAAAGAUCAAGAUGGGGCUUUUUGAUGGUUUGCCUGUGUCUCCCAAUAAAGCAUAUCUAAGAGACGAGCUUUCUAGAAUAGAUGAGAGUUGGGCCGCAGCACGCUUUGAUUCGUUACCCCAUGUUGUACACAUUUUGACAUCUAAAGAUCGUGAAAGUGAAGUUCAGUUUUUGAAGGAGCAAAGUGACAUUAUUGAGGAGGUUGUGGAUGAAGUAGUGCAUGCUUAUCACAGUGGCUUCAACAAAGCAAUUCAAAAUUAUUCCCAGAUCUUGCGCUUGUUCAGCGAAUCUACCGACAGUAUAGGUGUCUUAAAGGUUGAUUUGGCUGAGGCAAAGACGCGUCUUAGUGCUCGCAAUAAGCAAUUGCAUCAGUUGUGGUAUCGGUCAGUAACGUUGCGUCACAUAAUUUCCCUGUUAGAUCAAAUUGAGGGCAUAGCUAAGGUUCCAGCUCGUAUUGAGAAGCUCAUUGCUGACAAGCAGUUCUAUGCUGCAGUUCAGUUGCAUGUUCAAUCAACAUUGAUGCUUGAGCGAGAGGGGCUUCAAACUGUUGGUGCUCUUCAAGAUGUCCGGUCAGAGCUGACAAAGUUGCGAGGCGUUCUUUUUUAUAAAGUUUUGGAGGACUUGCAUGCACAUCUGUACAAUAAAGGUGAAUACAGCUCAGCUGCCUCAAGUGUGCAUGAAAGGGAUGAUGAAAUGCCAACGACCACAGCUGUUGCAUUUUCUGUGAAUAAUUCACAACCUCUAUCUCGAAGAACCAGGUUACUGAAAGUUGACAGCCAGAUUGGUGUCCAUGUGGAUGGAUCAUAUAGACCCAGUUCUGUUGAUGGAGGUUCAUCUUUUGAUGGCUAUGAUGAGGAUGGUGCUCUGGAACUACAUGAUGAUGCUGCUUCAGAAGGGUAUAAGGCAUCAAUAAGAGUCAAUGGUGGUGAUGGUAAUGGUAAUCUAAAGGAUGUCAAAAUUGUUCCUCGUCAAAUGCCAAUAUGGCUUUCAAAUUCCACUCCAGAUGAAUUUCUUGAAGCAAUGAAAAAGAGUGAAGCUCCACUUCAUGUAAAAUAUUUGCAAACCAUGGUUGAGUGUCUCUGCAUGCUUGGCAAAGUUGCAGCUGCUGGUGCUAUAAUAUGCCAAAGAUUGCGACCGGCAAUACAUGAGAUUAUCACAUCCAAGAUUAAAGCUCACGCAGAACUUGUUAAUUCUUCAAGGUCUGGCAUUGGUCAGGGUGACCGAACUGCAACUGUAGGUCUUCAUUUUAUGAAAGGACAGUUAGGAAGCUUCCAGUUGCCAAAACAGAAGCGCCAGAAUGGGAUAUCUCUGACUGGGACUCUUUUGGCGGUAAGCCCUGUCUCGCCUGUGAUGUCUCCCACAGGAAAAGCACAGGCUUCCGCAAGGGAGGUUCUGGAUUCAAUCUUGGAUACUGUUGUUCGGAUAUUUGAGAAUCAUGUUGUUGUUGGAGAGAUUCUGGAGUCAAAAUCCACUCAUCUAACUGAGGUGAACACACCAAGGUCAAUUUCAACAGAUUGGAACCUUGAUUCUGAAGCAUCUCAAGUUACUGGGGGCUACAACAUUGGGUUUUCCUUAACAGUUUUGCAGAGUGAAUGCCAACAACUCAUUUGUGAGAUUCUGCGAGCAACUCCUGAAGCAGCGUCUGCAGAUGCUGCUGUUCAAACAGCUAGACUUGCAAGCAAGGCCCCUUCCAAGGAAAAGAGGGACCGGUCAGAAGAUGGUCUUACCUUUGCUUUUCGUUUCACAGAUGCUACAAUAUCCAUUCCUAACCAGGGAGUCGACCUCAUUCGUCAGGGAUGGAGUCGGAGGGGUCCUAAUGUAUCACAAGAAGGUUAUGGGUCUGCAACUGUCUUGCCUGAGCAAGGCAUUUAUCUAGCAGCAUCUGUAUACCGACCUGUGCUUCAGUUCACAGAUAAGGUCGCUUCAAUGCUGCCGAAAAAGUAUGCCCAGCUUGGGAACGAUGGAUUGCUUGCUUUUGUGGAAAACUUCGUGAAGGACCACUUUUUACCAACUAUGUUUGUAGACUACCGAAAAAGUGUACAGCAAGCUAUAUCAAGUCCAGCUGCAUUUCGGCCAAGGGCACAUACUGCUGCUUCUUAUACUCCAUUGGUUGAGAAGGGAAGACCGGUCUUACAGGGGCUUUUGGCUAUAGAUUUCUUAGCAAAGGAGGUGCUUGGUUGGGCUCAAGCAAUGCCUAAAUUUGCUGGUGACCUUGUGAAGUAUGUGCAGACUUUCCUUGAGCGCACAUAUGAAAGAUGUCGUACUUCAUACAUGGAGGCAGUGCUUGAGAAGCAGACUUAUAUGCUCAUUGGGAGGCAUGAUAUUGAGAAAUUGAUGCGACUCGAUCCAGCAAGUUCUUGUUUACCAAAUCCACUUGGUCAGUCAAACAUGGACAACAAUGUCUCUGAUGCUGAAAGCUUUGAGAUUGAACUGGAGCUUAGUGACUUAUUGUUGGCUUUGCGGCCCAUUAAGCAGGAGAAUUUAAUUCGUGAUGAUAACAAAAUCAUUUUGCUGGCAUCCCUUAGUGAUUCAUUGGAGUAUGUUGCAGACUCAAUUGAAAGACUUGGGCAAACAAACUCAAGAUCAUCAAAUCAAGUUGAAGAAAAUCCCAAGCACCGUCAUACUCGAACAAGCAGUGCACCUAUUAGGGAUUUGGCAUCAUUUGCUGAUGAGUACAGGAAAUUAGCAAUUGACUGCCUUAAGGUUUUACGUGUAGAGAUGCAGUUGGAGACAAUUUUCCAUAUGCAGGAAAUGACAAAUAGGCAAUAUUUGGAGGACCAAGAUGCUGAAGAGCCAGAUGACUUUAUUAUUUCACUCACUGCCCAGAUAACACGUAGGGAUGAGGCUAUGGCACCUUUUGUUGCAAGUUCAAAGCGCAAUUACAUAUUUGGUGGAAUUUGUAGCAUUGCGGCUACUGCGUCCAUCAAGGCUUUGGCUGAUAUGAAAUCCAUCAACCUCUUUGGGGUUCAGCAGAUAUGCCGGAAUUCAAUUGCACUAGAACAGGCCCUGGCAGCUAUCCCAUCGAUUAAAAGUGAAGCUGUGCAACAGAGAUUAGAUCAUGUCCGUACUUACUACGAACUUCUAAACAUGCCAUUUGAGGCCUUGCUAGCCUUCAUCGUGGAGCACGAGCACUUGUUUACUGCUGCAGAGUAUGCUAAUCUUCUAAAGGUCCAGGUCCCCGGGAGGGAGAUUUCUGAGGAUGCACAAGAGCGUGUAUCAGAGAUUUUAUCAUCUCAUUAGCUUUCCCGUUUCUGAAGUCGUUUUGGUUGUGGCAUGUUGCUGGUAUGCAUCUAAGAGAUGAUUGUUAUUUCUUAAGAAGGCUGAUGCUGCGAUGGGAGGAUGUAGAUGCCACUUCCAUGGAAGUCACCAGUCAGCAUGUGCCUUGCACCGUGGUUCAGUUUGUGAGUGAUUAUAAUUUAUUCAUGUGUAGUAUCAAUUUUGGGCGCUUAUGUGAUUCCUUUGGGCUUGUAUGAAGCUUCGAUUUAGCAUUCAUUAGAACAAAAAGUAACUCCCAUGUAUAUUUCUGAUGCUGAUUAUUAUUUGUAAAUUGUUCAAAAUAUGUUUCGCAAACGCUUCCAGAUCCCAUUUUAUCCGAACUUCUGAUAAGAUCUUUUAGAGAA
Messenger RNA from Corylus avellana, 3993 nucleotides. It is a transcript of the gene SEC8, whose product is annotated as subunit of exocyst complex 8. The record is from RefSeq and is a predicted model, not a curated record. Lineage: Eukaryota; Viridiplantae; Streptophyta; Magnoliopsida; Fagales; Betulaceae. Gene Ontology annotation, biological process: Golgi to plasma membrane transport; exocytosis. Gene Ontology annotation, cellular component: exocyst.